Molecule: messenger RNA, 4309 nt
Organism: Vigna angularis (adzuki bean)
Lineage: Eukaryota; Viridiplantae; Streptophyta; Magnoliopsida; Fabales; Fabaceae
Product: lysM domain-containing GPI-anchored protein 3
Exons: 6
Coding region: 1324-2457 (377 amino acids)
Source: RefSeq, a predicted model, not a curated record
AAUACCGAACGGAGGCGGUAAGGGAGAGAGAGAAGGACCGAACUGUAGGGUGUUGUUAAAUUAUCUUGAUUGGAAGAGACGCCAUAUGUUAGAUUAAGUUUAAUAUGGAUACUUCAUUCACAUGCUGUAUAUUUGGAGAAAAGACAAAUUCUCAUUCAACAAAGUUUUCAGAUUAAAGAGAACAAUUUUCAUUCACUCUUAUCAAUACAUUUGUUCUCAUCUCAUACACUUUCAUCCCAUUCUCAACAACAUUGAAACUAAAAUCAUCUCUAUGACACAUAAAACACAAACCAACAAUAUCAACAACUUCAUCCACUUUUGAACAAUUAACAGUGAUUUCUGUAUCUUAACUAGCAUUUUCCUAGUACUCUCCAUUUCUUCAAUGUUGACCAAAGUUUCUUUGUUCCCUUCGCUCUUCACGUAACUACCACUUUCGUCACUUCCAACAUCUGUGCACCAUUUGAAGAAGUUGCAACCAGCGUCUUCAACACCAUUUUGCAAACACAACUGUCAAUUACAAUGUUGUGUUCUCAGAAACACUACCACUAAUUAAUUAGGUUCAAUCUAACAUACCUUAUACUUGGAGCAUCCCCAAAAUUGCUUGCCUCGAUUCUUCAUAGUUUUGGAAGUUCUCAUCACAGAUCUCUGUCCACAAUAGCAAAUCGGUGAAGAAACUAUAGGGUUUUCCUUCCGCCUGCAUGUCGACGAAGAGCAAGAGUACUCCUUCGACAUCCUCUUCCAAGAAGAACGACUAUAACCUUGAUCACCACCAGACCCACCCCCCUCGCAAAUAAUACUGAACCAACACCCUUCAAAGAAGAACGAGUACAAAGACCCUUUUCGCACCCUUUUCAAUUAGGGAUUUUGAGCUUCAGCUGAGGGAUUUAAUGAAAUCCAAACAAACUUUAUGUCUCACGUGCUUCUGAAACUAAAAAAUAAUUUAACUCCACCUAGUAAACUAUUUAUGUGCCACGUGUUUUCAAAUGCCACCAAUUUAGACGCCGUUCACAGAAUUUAACGGCAUAGACUUUAUUGUUUCAAUUUUUCAAAAUUAGGGGCCAAAUUGAGCUAUUUCAAAAUACAGGGACCUACUUGACGCAAAACUGCACAAAUAGGGACCUCCGAAUCAAUUAAACCUUAAAUUAAAAGUCACUUAGUGUAGCAUUAGUGGUAAUAAUUAAAUUAGUUUUUAUAAAUGAACAGUCCUUCACCUAACAGUUUUGGUCCAAUUAAUUUAGACUUGUGAGUAUGGAAUGGAAGGAAUAGCAGUCAUCUAAAAUCCUUCUAUUUCUACUUUCCUGGUCUGAAUCUGCAUACCAAAAAAUGAGAAACUAUCAGCAGUUUGUUUGGCCUCAGAUCUUGUGUUUGAUGUUACUGAGUUUUGAAUAUGAAGUUGAAACAAAGUCCACCAUUGAAGCAUGCAAUUCCUCAGACUCAUGCCCCUCUCUCCUCUCUUAUUUCUUGCCAUGGGACUCCAAAGUAUCAGAAAUCGCGACUCGUUUCCACGUAAACGCCUCUGAUAUCUUGGCGUCGAACUCUCUCUUCCCCAUAACAUCAUCAAGUGCACACCAAAUCCUGAGGGCCAAAACGUUUGUCAAAAUACCCAUCUUCUGCUCUUGUGUGGAUGGCAUCCGAAGGUCCAUGUCAACCAUUUACACUGUUCGUGCAGCAGACACAGCUGCGUCCAUAUCAGAAGGUUAUGGUGGGUUGGUCAGUGGUGAACAAAUCAAGAUUCUGAACAGCAUCAAUGGCAGCAACCCCUUGAGGAAUGGAGGCACCCUUGUUAUUCCACUGCCAUGCACAUGUUUUAACAACGUUAACAAUGGGGGAACCGCUGUUUACAUGUCAUAUGUUGUGCAGAUAAGAGAGAGCCUGAGCAGCAUAGCAGCGAAGUUUGGUACAACUAUUUCGGACUUGAAAGCUGUCAAUGGCUUUUCGGAACCUACAGUAGAUCCUGGAGACAUUAUAUCUCUUCCCAUUGCAGGUUCCUAUCCACUUCUCACAAAACCUCUAAAUUUGACAAUUGUACUGUCUUUUGCAGCAUGUUCAUCAGCAACCUUGAAAUGGUACGAUGAGAGUAUGAUAGUCCCAAAUGGCUCAUAUACAUUAACUGCCAGCAACUGCAUCAAAUGCAGUUGCCAACCAAUGGAUAUUACGAUGCGAUGCGUUCCUUCUGGGCUAGCUGUUCCCUGCUAUAACUUACGUUGCAAACAAUCCAAUCUUAUUAUUGGCAGUGAAUGUGUGGAGCAUUCAGAAACAGCUUGCAAUCUGAUCCAAUGUGUUUACCGUGGCCACAGGGGUGGAAAAAUUCUGAGUAGUAUGAAGAACUCUUCUUACCUCCAGUGCCCUGAUAAUGUCUGUCAUAGACGAGCAUCAUGUUGGUCUUUCUCAUCAUCUGAAGACCCAUUUGCAAAAUUCCGUUUAUUGUUCUUGAAGAACUGCAAGUGGAGCAACUAGUCAGUUGUCAUUAUUACUGUCCCUCGUUAGAAGCUACAUAUAUCACAGGUAACAUUUCUAGAGCUAAGUUUUUGCAAAUUUGAACUUAUUCGAAUUAAUAUCUGGGAGGUAAUUAAGAAGCUCAAAAUUAUUCAGAAAAUUCGUUAUUAAAUGCAUGCAUUUCUGACAGUUUAUUGAAAAACCUUCACAAAUAACCUGGUUUAAUAGAUUCUGAAACAAUGCUCCAUUUCCGAAUUUGGUUAUACAUUCAGUUUUAACCUUCCUUUCCAUAAAAGGUGUAGAUGACAAGAUUAUUAGUAGUAGUAAAAGAAUUUCAAGGCAAAAACGCUGACAUUGAUGAGCAAAACGAUAUCUUCUCAGUUAUGUCUAUUUUUACCAAUUAGCAGCGACAUGUUUUUGCACGAAUACCUUUCCUCCAGUUUCUGCGAACAAUAUCUGAUCGAUCAGUUCCAUUCAUGUUGACGUUGAAUGAAAACAGGUGCCAUAAAAUAACUUUCUAUCAUUGUUCCAUCAAUUAUCAAGAUUUUGAAAAACCGCAAUCACACAUUGAAAUUAACGUUAUACUGAAAUUCCUCGAUAUUUCAGCCUUUUAUCCACACAUGCCACGCGUUAUUAUAAUACUGUACAACAUAAAGUUUGUUUUGUACAUGCUUGUGUCCCCCCACUUUCCCCAGUUAACUUAAUUACAUGAUAGAAUAGAGUGUAUGUGAAUGUUAAUGUCAGAGUGUGCUUAAGAUUGGAAUUCGAACCAUGAUCUGUCUUUUCGUGAAAACUAGUCCAUUCUAUAACACUAAACUUCCAUUGGUUGUAAUUUAUGGCCUCGGUAUGAAGAAAAUUUACUGGCCCCAGAAAAAUAUAUAUAAUUCUAAGGUGAACUGUUCUUUGGACUGAUUCCUAAAAUGUCAACACUCGGCCUUCAAAUAUCUGUUACAUCAAAAUUGGCCUUUCUUGCAGUGAAGUUAAGAAGAUUACUUACUCAAAUGAAACUGCUUGGUAAAAUUGACAAUAUAAUUAAACUAACCAUAGUUUAAAUUUGAACUUGGUAGAUAAGAUAUCAGUUUCUCCACUGGUGGGAUCAGGUUAUACAGUAAUCUCCCUUCCUAUACAUAAGAUUAGUGUUUACAUUUGAAACAGAGAAAAAAAUGAUUAGACAUGACAAAUUAAAAUUAAUGGGUUUGUUGCUGAAAAAAAGGUCUGUCACUGAUGUAAGACAAGUGGGAACAAGCAAGACAGAGUUCCUUGUUACUAAAUUUGACUAUAUGUUUACAAACCAUGCUUUAAUUUAUGGUUUAGAUUUUCUGAAGCAGAAGUAGCAGCUCUAAAACUAAAAGUUAGUACAAAAAUUAGUAACCAGAAUGACAGAUAAAUUAUUCAGACACCACUCAGCUUCUCUAAUGGUUGUAAAUGCACUGUGACUAAGACAAGAAAUGGGUAGAAGGCAACCUCUGGUGAGGAGAAAGCAACAUCGAGGUGGGGACCACAAAUUGAAAAUUUAAUGUUCUACCGGGAAUUAUUGAAUUAUAAAAGCAAGACAACAAAAAGGGUCACGAUCAAAUUUUAAUACAAAACUCACACUAACCCCAGUAGAGUAGUAGACCCAAAACCAAAUGGGUCCAUGAGAAAUCCCAUAAUCAGAAAGGGAACCAAUGGGAAUUCAGAGAACAAGAUGAACAUCAAAUCUCCAGCCAAUAAACACUGGGAUGAGGCCAGAUGGUAGGGCCAAAACCCCCCACUAGUAAAUUACCAAAAGUGCAUGGCCAGAGAGGGAGAGCACCCUAUCGAGUAAGAGAAAGUUUGAUGUAACAUGGUUAACAGAUAAUUUGUCUUUUAAUCAUUUGAUGAGAAGUUUAAU